This is a messenger RNA of Cheilinus undulatus (humphead wrasse), 3803 nucleotides long. It is a transcript of the gene slc38a9, whose product is annotated as solute carrier family 38 member 9. The transcript has 15 exons. Gene Ontology annotation, molecular function: amino acid transmembrane transporter activity. The coding region runs from base 397 to 2064 and encodes 555 amino acids. The record is from RefSeq and is a predicted model, not a curated record. Gene Ontology annotation, biological process: amino acid transmembrane transport. NCBI's taxonomy places the organism in Eukaryota, Metazoa, Chordata, Actinopteri, Labriformes, Labridae.
CUAAGAGGAAAAACAACAAGAGGAGGAGACAGUUCCUGAGUUUUUAACAGUUUGGGUCAUUAACAGAAAAAGGGGAUAAUUGAUUUAAUCCGGAUGUACAGUCAUACCAGACAGUGGAGCUGAUGAACGGGGACGGCAUUUAACAACUGCACGAGGAAGAAGACGGACGUUCGACAGGACUGUACCGGCUGUCCCUGACCCUCUACAGACCCGGUCCCAGACCCUGACCCUAGACUCAGUACUCUGAGGAUUUUAUUUUUUUACUGUUUUAUUAGAACAACACCACGAGACUUUAUGACGUCAGGACUGGCGGUAAAAUGUGCUGACGCAGACUGAAGAGAGCGAGAGCGCGAGCGUCAACGGAGUGGUCCUUGUUGACCUGAAUCCGAAGCGGUGAUGAUGAUGGAGGACGACGGCCGGCCGUUGCUGAACUCUGAACAAACAGCAGAGAGUUUCUCUCACAGAGGAUCCACUGACUCUCUUGACUUUAGGAAUAAACGGCCGUUCCACGUGGAGCCCCGAAACAUCGUGGACGAUGAUCCUCAGGAGAGAGUUUCAGCCGAGGCCGCCAUCUUAAACAGCAGAGUUCAUUAUUACAGUCGCCUGACGGGCUCGUCUGAUAGGCUGCUGAGUCCUCCGAACCAUGUCAUCCCUGCUCCUGAGGAGAUCUACAUCUACAGCCCGCUGGGAACGGCGUUCAAAGUGAAGAGCAGCGACAGCUCCUCCAAAAACCCCAGCAUCAUCACCAUAUUUGCCAUCUGGAACACAAUGAUGGGCACAUCGAUACUCAGCAUCCCCUGGGGAAUCAAACAGGCCGGCUUCACCUUUGGCAUCCUCAUCCUCAUCUUCAUUGGUCUACUCAUGCUCUACUGCUGCUACAUCGUCCUCAAAUCUCCAAAGGCCAUACCUUAUGUGGACACAUCAGAGUGGGAGUUUCCAGAUGUCUGCAGGUAUUAUUUUGGAAAGUUCGGUCAGUGGUCCAGUCUGGUGUUCUCCAUGGUGUCUCUGAUCGGAGCCAUGGUGGUCUACUGGGUCCUCAUGUCCAACUUCCUGUACAACACGGGGCAGUUCAUCUACAAUUACGCUCAUGAUGUGAACGUUUCAGACUCAGAGUUUGGGACCAACGGCUCAGAUCGAGUGAUCUGCCCGUACCCGAACACCGACCCCGGCGGUAACCUAAGCUCGGUCUCGCUUGGAAAUGAAACGUCUGAUGAGAGCUUUCAGCGCUGGUGGAGUAAAACCAACACCAUCCCUCUGUACCUCAUCGUCCUGCUGCUGCCGCUUCUCUGCCUCCGCUCUGCCGCCUUCUUCGCCAGGUUCACCUUCUUAGGUACAGUCUCUGUGAUCUACCUGAUCACUCUGGUCACCAUCAAAGCUGUGCGUCUGGGUUUUCACCUGGAGUUCCACUGGUUUGAUUCCACACAGCUCUAUGUUCCAGAGUUCAGACUGCUCGCCCCUCAGCUGACCGGCGUCCUAACACUGGCCUUCUUCAUCCACAACUGCAUCAUCACGCUGAUGAAAAACAACAAGAACCAGGAGAAUAACGUGCGGGACCUAUCUGUGGCAUACCUUCUGGUCGGGGUGACGUACCUCUAUGUGGGGGUGUUGAUCUUUGCAGCCUUCCCCUCCCCCCCUCUCUCCAAAGACUGCAUCGAACCAAACUUUCUUGAUAACUUCCCAAGUGAUGAUGUCAUGGUGUUUGUGGCCCGGAGCUUCCUGCUGUUCCAGAUGAUCACCGUUUACCCCCUGCUGGGAUAUCUAGUCCGAGUCCAGAUGAUGGGCCAGAUAUUUGGAAACCAUUAUCCCAGCUUCUUUCACGUUCUGGCUCUGAAUGUUUUAAUCGUUGGCUCUGGCGUCCUGAUGGCUAAGUUUUAUCCAAACAUCGGAUCAAUCAUCAGGUUCUCUGGAGCCACGUGUGGUCUGGCUCUAGUUUUUGUAUUUCCAUCUUUAGUCCACAUGAUCUCACUGAGAAGACAGGGGGCGCUCCGCUGGCCAUCUGCCAUCUUCCAUAGUUUCCUGAUCAUUCUGGGCGUGGCCAACCUGCUGGCUCAAUUCUUCAUGUAGAGACACUCAGACAUGUUUCACAGACAGAACUUGAACAAUUUAAGAGAACCGUUCUCCUCUUCGUGUUCUGCAGUGUCAAAUCUAAUGAGAGGAUUUUAAAACAAUAUUUAUCUUAAAGGGAUUCCAGGUAGAAACACCAAGCUACCAUCUGUUAAAGAGAUAAUAUAUUAAACUAAGUUGAAUUUGGUAUUAUUAAAGUAAAAAAACAUUUUAACCAUUUAUAUUCCUGGUAGAUAUAGUACACUACCAUCACAUGUGUCAUAAAGAAGUAUAUCAUGUUUAACUGAUAUGGUAUUAUCUUUUUGAAAAGGGAUUUUAAAAGUAAAUACUUCAUACAAAACUAUCAUUUGUUAAGUUUAAAUGCUUUUAAUACACUUAUAUCAUUUCUGUGAUCAAACCUUGGUGUCCCAUUUUGAACUGACACUUUUAUGGUGCUGCCUGGUUGAAUCUGUCCUAGCCGUACUGUCGGACCGCCAUGCUCCAUCCAUCUCUGCUGUCUAGCUGUUAUGAUUUAAGGAUUCCGAUCAUUAAAACGUCUCUCCAUAAGGUUUGUUUACUUAACAGUAAGCCACAUUUUGUUUCAUGCAUUGAUUUCUCAUAAUGACAGGGAAAAGUGGUUAAAAGUGGCCUUCAUGGCUCACACUGCAAGCUACAAGAAGAAAGGCCUCAACUUUUUAACCGCUUUUCUUCUUCUUUGUAAGAUUUCAUCCAUAAAAGAACGCUGGUUUAAUGUUCGGUCAGUACGCUGUAUGGAGGGAAUGUUCGGUCAGAAACACCGUAUGGAGGGACUAUUCAGGCAGUAUGCAUGUGGAGGGAAUGUUCGGUCAGUACGCCGUAUGGAGGGAAUGUUCGGUCAAUUUGCCGUAUGGAGGGAAUGUUCAGUCAGUAUAUCAUACAGAAGGAAUGUUCUGUCAGAACGCCUUACAGAGGGAAUGUUCAUUCAGUACCCUCUAUGGAGGAACUGUUUGGUCCGUACCCUGUAUGGAGGAACUGUUGGGUCAGUACCCUGUAUGGAGGAACUGUUGGGUCAGUACCCUGGUGCGGUUUUUAUUGAACAAUCUUUAAUUCAUGGCAGAGGUGGGUGCAGUCUGGUGGCCCUUCACUCGUGUCUUUGUUGGAUUCAGCGAGCAGCCACAGCAGACAUCCUUUCACUGUGACAAACUAGGUUUUAAUUUUUUAGGGAAUCUUUUCUAAGCGGAGGAUUUUCUGACAGUCAACUGAUCCGCUUGCUUCUCUUCUGUUUUUCCUGUUUUUGUAUUUAUGCUGCCCACUGCAGGACCAACAGAUCAGCUGUUUUAUCCAGGUGAUUUAAUUCUUAUUUUGAUGGAGUCAUGUGACUGAGAUUAUGUAGGGUUUUUAUCCUAGUAUAUUUAGGCAAACUUUUAUUUUUAUGAGUGGUCACAUGAUGCCUUUUUUUUUCUAGAAUCUAUUGAAUAUAUGUGACUAAUUUUAGGAUGGACAAAGGGAAGAUUUUUAGUGUAAAUAAAAUGCUUUAGUCUCUAUGUUGCUUUCAAUAAAAUCCUGUAACUUAGGAAAUAAAAAGACGAUUAAAAAUACAUACCUCAGUGUGUUCUGAAAACAGUUUAAUAUCUGAUGGACCACAUACAGAGAUGGUCUAGGAUGUCUUCUCCAGGACUGGACUGGUUGUGUAGACUGUCACUGCAGAUGUAAUGUAAAUGUUCAAAGUGGAUUCAUCUUCAUAUGCCAAUGCCAAAAAGGGAAUAAACUGGUCAAACUUU